AGCACCGGUUCGUCAGUGACCCUGCUUGUGGGGGUUAUACACCAGCAAACAGUGACCUUGCUUGUGGGGAUUUUACACCAGCAAACAGUGACCCUGCUUGUGGGGAUUAUACACUAGCAAACAGUGCGCCUGCCAGUGGGUGUUAGACGCUGGCCAUGACCUAUAGAGGAGACGUCUAUUUCGUUCCCGUACUGUAUCCGUUUUGCAUGAUUGCACAUGAAGUGAAACCGAGGACGGGGAAACCACGGGAAGUGAUGAUGCACGGCGUCUGUCGUGCCUCGAAUUUGAGUUUGGGGCGUGACAACUUGGCAAGAGAUCUCAAGGAUGAGAAUGAAGAUAUUGAUGUUCUUCAGUGGUGGAAGAUGAAUGAGUAUAGAUUUCUAGUGGUAGCAACCAUGGCAAGAGAUGUCUUGGUAGUUCCAAUAUCUACUGUUGCUUAUGAAUUAGCAUUCAGUAUUGGAGAUCGGAUUCUUGAUGCUUUUCAAUCAUCAUUGACACCAAGAAUGGCACAAGCUCUCAUUUGUGCACAAGAUUGGUUGAAAGAUAAGGCUAUUUCUAAUAUGGAGGAGGAUUUGGACAAAUUGGACAGUUUAGAGAAAGAGUUUGAUAAGCUUCAUUUGGAUUCCACCAUUCUUGAAUGAAUGGUGAAUUUAUAAAUGGUAAGGCUUAGUACUUUGUUACUACUCUAAUUUGUUUUAGUGUUUAAAUAGCAAAGUUUGUACUUUAGAAAUAGCUUGUGAUAAUGUGAUGCAAUGUAGGUACUUGAUGAAAUAUAUGAUAUUUCUAAUUCCAAUUAGUACUCUAUUAUUGGUUUCUUUUUUUCAAUUGGUUUUACUUAUUUAAUGUAGUCGUUGUGUUUUGCUGUUUAAAGAUCCCUUUUUUUUUCUUCUUUUUUUUUUCUGUUUUAAGGUAGAGAUUUUGUAAAUUAAGAUGGGUUUGUUGA
Messenger RNA from Rubroshorea leprosula, 943 nucleotides. Lineage: Eukaryota; Viridiplantae; Streptophyta; Magnoliopsida; Malvales; Dipterocarpaceae. The record is from the annotation of a GenBank genome assembly.